AUGUCGGACGUAGACGAUUACUCCAUCACUGGCUCAGACAACGCCGCAGACGUUGGCGAGCUGCCUGGAGUUGAUGAGGACUUUGGAGCCAUAGAAAUGUUCGAUAGCAAUGCCGCGCCUUCCACCUUCUCCUCGCAGGCCCCAGUAGCGGUCAUGGCAGAAGAAGCUCCCCUGGAAGCAUCACCCAGGAAAUCGAAGCGAGAUAAAAAGGGCAAGCGAGACAGGAAGCGGAAAUCGUCCCAGGAAGAUGAUGUCGCUACUUCGCCAAUCCCGGAAGAAGAGGACUCGUCCAGGAAACAGAGAAAACCGAAGAGAAAGUCGACCAAGGGUGCGGAAAUUUUGGACAGUCAGCCGACUCAGCAUGAGCCAAUUGAACCCUCAGAGGAUACGCCCUGGGGCCAGUUGCAGGAGGAGGAAGCGGCCGCAUUAUCCAAGACACGGAGGAAGCGCAAGCUGUCGGAUACUGUAGAUGGUAAAGGCCGGAAGAAGAAACGAUCUCAUGAUCAGGAACCUGAGAGUCAAGAUGAUGAGGCAGGUUCUUCGAAUCUCCUCCGCAAAAGGAAAGAGCAACGCGGUGAUUUGGAAAGUGCCAUAUAUGAAGAUGAUGAGCCGGAGUCUGACACGCAAGAAUCGCCCACCGUCGCCCACCUACGUCGACGAAGCCAAUCACGAGAAGCUCGCUCUAGAGAGAAUAGUGUUCCCAGCGAAAGCCAAAUGGAUGUUGACCCGGGGGCUGAGGACCGCACAAAGACUGCUGUGGCCGCAUUGGCUGAAGCAGACGGCGAUGUCGAGCGCUUGGCGCGUGAGGCCUUGGACGAGCACCAUAUUGGACAGCAGGCAUUGGAAGAAGGGCAAAACGUAGAUCAGGAUCCAGACAUGUCUAAUCAGUAUCCACAAGAGCCGUUGAAUGCUAGCUUGGAGAGCAUGGUUGAGGCCGAGCUACCGAUUGCGAAGUCGAAAAAAUCCCGAUCCACUCGGAAGAAGGCCAAGCCAACCUACUUUGAGCAGGAUCCCAUCCCGGAUAUUGUGAGUGAGGACGAAGGCAACAGGAAUGCUUGGGAAGAGUCGCCUUCGCCGUCUGCUGCAAUGCCAAAGGCUCGAAGAGUGAAACGGGCGGCUAAGAAGGAAUCUCGUGGCCGCAAGCCGAAGAGGGCAAAACUUUCACAGUCCAUGCGUGGUGGCUCGGCAGAUGCAGAUGAUGCCUUCGCACAGGCUUCUGGGCAGCCACGAAACCGUUUGACUGGUUUCAAACAAGGUCGAUUCACUGACGCUGAACUUGCUCGCAUAGCUCGAGCAAUAGAGAGUUACCGGGCUGACCAUGACAUAACACAGCAAGAAGUGAACGAACUCAUUCAUGCUCCUGGUGGAACCACAGCCGGAGACACUCAUGCGCAACUUUGGUCUCGAAUCUUUGCUGAAUGCCCUGACCGUCAUCGACAAAAAGUUAUCAAUAUUACUCGCAAGAAGUUUCACAACUUUGUUGCCCGUGGAACAUGGACUCCAGAUCAAGAAACUGAAUUGGCAGAACUCAUUCAACGGCACGGGACGAAAUGGUCCUAUCUUGGGAGCCUUAUCAACAGGCACCCCGAGGAUCUUCGAGACCGUUACCGUAACUACAUUGUCUGCGGCCAGAACCAGCGAAAGGAUACUUGGGAUGAAGAAGAAGAAGCUCGCCUUACUCAGCACAUCAUUGAGUCUAUGAUAGUAAUCGACCAAUUGCGAGCCAGCCAGCCAUCCAAAACCCUGUUGCAGAAGAGCUAUGAAGAGCUUAUAGAUUGGCAGAACAUUAGUGAGCUCAUGGGCCGCACCCGAAGUCGGCUGCAAUGCAUUACGAAGUGGAAAUCACUCAAUAUUCGGAUCAAUGGCAAGGAUCAUCUUGUUUCCAGUCAGCCUGAUUCCCAAAUCUCGUUUAGGCUUGAAAAGGCCCGACGGCAAAUUUCUGCAAUGCCUGUUGAGGAACGAUAUCGUCUUGUUAUGGCGGUUCAUGCUACCGCGGUUGGCGCAGAUGUCAAAAUUCCCUGGCAAAGACUCGUGGACAAGCCGUUCCGAAACCAGUGGCACCGCUAUACCCAGAUGCUUCUCUGGCGACGUUUGAAGCAGACUGUGCCCAAUUGGGAAACUACCAGUGUGCGAGAUUGUGCGCAAUAUCUAAUCGAUCAGUACAACCAAACGGGCGAUCUUCCCGAAGUGCCAGACGAACUGUUUGAUGAUGCAGACGAGAUGCAGUACAUGCAAGCCAUGGCUCCGGUUCCCUCAGCACCCGGUACGCAGGACGACGAGCGGGGCCAAGUCAGCACAGAGUUUAUCACAGAGUCCGAUGCCGAAAGUGAUCACGCCGAGCCCAAUGGAGAGACGACUCAGUUGGAAGGAGAAGAACAACCAGGAGAGCAAGCACAUGAAGACGUGGAGAUGGAGAUCGAUCCCGCCUUGGCUGACGUUGCCCAGCCACCAAAGUCAACUCCCACCAAAAAGACCUCUGGCAAAAGUCCAGGAUCUCGGAAGAGGACCCGGAAAUCUGCUGCUGCUGUAGAGGAUUCCACCGAAGACACACGGCAAGAAUCACAAGAACCACGGCAGACAGAAGAGGACAAUGCAGACGCCGACGUCGAACAGUUCCACGAGAAAACGACGCCGAGAAAGCUCAAGUCCUAUCGAGGCAAGAAGGCUGUGCGGCACUCGUCACCACCCGCAAGCGAUGCUGACAGUGUUAUGGAUGACAUGCAAGAUCUGCCCGCGCGGGUUGCUGUCGCCUAA
Molecule: messenger RNA, 2754 nt
Organism: Metarhizium brunneum ARSEF 3297
Lineage: Eukaryota; Fungi; Ascomycota; Sordariomycetes; Hypocreales; Clavicipitaceae
Gene: NSI1
Product: RNA polymerase I termination factor
Biological process (GO): regulation of DNA-templated transcription
Cellular component (GO): nucleus
Molecular function (GO): DNA-binding transcription factor activity; transcription cis-regulatory region binding
Source: RefSeq, a predicted model, not a curated record